Betta splendens (Siamese fighting fish) is the source of this 1580-nucleotide messenger RNA. RefSeq lists its product as uncharacterized. Bases 92 to 1411 code for a protein of 439 amino acids. The transcript has 14 exons. The record is from RefSeq and is a predicted model, not a curated record. Gene Ontology annotation, molecular function: xylose isomerase activity. Lineage: Eukaryota; Metazoa; Chordata; Actinopteri; Anabantiformes; Osphronemidae. Gene Ontology annotation, biological process: carbohydrate metabolic process.
AGAGAAACCGACAGGUGGCGGUAGAGCAAGGAAGCAAACCGCCCAUUAAACACAGAAGAAGAACAAACUUGCACAGCUGAAGUUGUUGGACAUGGCUGCAGCGGAGGAGUUCUUUCCAGGAAUUGCCAGGAUCCAGUAUGAGCCCAGCGCAGGUCCAGGGGACGUGUUGUGCUUUAAGCACUACAACGCAGACGAAGUGCUCAUGGGGAGGACAAUGGAGGACUGGCUGAGGUUCUCCGUCUGCUACUGGCACUCCUUCUGUGGAACAGGUGCUGAUCCUUUUGGCUUUCAGACGCUCCAUCGGCCUUGGAAUGAAGGAACUCCUAUGGAGUCGGCCAAGAAGAGGCUCCAUGCUGCUUUUGAGUUUUUCACUAAGCUUGGUGUUAAAUAUUACACGUUUCAUGACAGAGACAUGGCUCCUGAGGGCUCCACGCUGGAGGAGUCCAACAAGAACCUGGAUGAAAUAACAGACCUGGCUCUGCAGUUGCAGAAUCAGACUGGAGUCAAGGUGCUCUGGGUCACCUGCAACCUCUUUGCCCACCCGAGGUACAUGAACGGUGCAGCCACUAACCCUGACUGUCACGUCCUGGCCUACGCUGGUGCUCAGGUCAAAAAGGGACUGGAUGUCGCCAAGAAGCUGGGUGCAGAAAACUUUGUGUUUUGGGGAGGAAGAGAAGGUUUUCUGUCCAUUCAUAAUACUGAUGUUGCCGCUGAGCUGAAUCACAUGGCCGCCUUCUUCAAAAUGGCUGUCAAGUACAAAGAGAAGAUUGGGGCAAAGUUUCAGUUUCUCAUUGAACCGAAGCCAAAGGAGCCCUGCAGACACCAGUAUGAUUAUGAUGCUAUGAGUGUUAUAGGUUUUCUCAAGCAUUAUGGUCUGGACAGUCACUUCAAGCUUAACAUUGAGCCCAACCACACCACGCUGGCAGGACACUCCUACGAACAUGAUAUUGUCAUGGCCUCCGCGUUUGGGAUGCUGGGUUCGGUUGACUCAAACACUGGUUCUCCGGACUUGGGCUGGGACACAGAUCAAUUCCCCAUGGACAUCAGGAAUGUCACCAUGGUGAUGAAGACCAUCAUUGAACAAGGUGGUCUGCAGCCAGGAGGCCUAAACUUUGAUGCCAAGGUGCGCAGAGAGUCCACUGAUCUGGAGGACCUGUUCAUCGCCCACGUCGGAGCCAUGGACGCCUUUGCAAGAGGACUCAGGAACGCUGUACGAAUCAUUGAGGAUGGGAUAGUCAGUGAGAUGAUGAAGAAGCGAUACUCAAGCUUCAGUCAUGGUUUUGGACUGAAGGUGGUGGAGGGUUCUUCCUCGUUAGAAGACAUGGAGGCCUUCAUCAAGCAGAAUGGGGAACCCAAGAUCACUUCAGGAAAGCAAGAAAAAUAUGAGCUGAUCUUUAAUCACUACAUAUAAUAAAUAAUGGUACAAACAUUGUGCUUCAUUCAAAUGAGAUGAAAAGUUACCAGGGCACCACAGAUUUUGAAAUUGUUUCACUAAGAAAUAAAGUGUAAAAUAAUAACAAAAGAUACAUUCAGUCACUGUAGAAAUGUAAUUUGGUAAUAAAACUAAUUUUCACAAUAAA